Messenger RNA from Amorphotheca resinae ATCC 22711, 570 nucleotides. RefSeq lists its product as hypothetical. Gene Ontology annotation, molecular function: S-(hydroxymethyl)glutathione synthase activity; zinc ion binding. Lineage: Eukaryota; Fungi; Ascomycota; Leotiomycetes; Helotiales; Amorphothecaceae. Bases 1 to 570 code for a protein of 189 amino acids. The transcript has a single exon. Gene Ontology annotation, biological process: formaldehyde catabolic process. The record is from RefSeq and is a predicted model, not a curated record.
AUGGCACCCUCUCUUCACCCUCUGAUCGAUAACGGCCUCACCAAGGGCAGCGAGAACUUCCCCGGUGGAAAGCUGCAUUGCCACUGCCCCACCAACAAAGUCGAGGUCACCAUCACCGGCAACGUCCUUCACAACCACGCCUGCGGAUGCUCCAAGUGCUGGAAGCCAGCCGGCGCUCUCUUCUCCGUCGUCGGUGUCGUUCCCGUUGCGAACCUCGCCGUGACGGCCAACGGGGACAAGCUGAAAAUCGUUGACGAGAGCGCUGCUAUCCAACGUCACGCCUGCAAGCAAUGCGGUGUCCAUCUGUAUGGCCGCAUCGAGAAAGAGCACGGCUUCAAGGGACUCGACUUCAUUCACGUCGAAUUGUCAGAUGAGAAGGGAUGGCAGGAACCCCAGUUCGCGGCGUUCGUUUCGUCGAUCAUUGAGCAGGGCUUCAAUCCUAAGGAUAUGCCCGAGGUCCGCAACAAGUUCCACAGUGUUGGCCUGGAGACGUACGACGUCUUGUCGCCGGCGCUCAUGGACGCUCUCUCAACAUAUGCCGGUCAGAAGUCGGGAGCCUUGAAGCUGUAG